Messenger RNA from Balaenoptera musculus (blue whale), 1232 nucleotides. RefSeq names its product single-pass membrane protein with coiled-coil domains 3 (gene SMCO3). The transcript is spliced from 2 exons. The record is from RefSeq and is a predicted model, not a curated record. The coding region runs from base 82 to 759 and encodes 225 amino acids. NCBI's taxonomy places the organism in Eukaryota, Metazoa, Chordata, Mammalia, Artiodactyla, Balaenopteridae.
GAAAAAGCACUGCAACAAUACUCCCCAACAACUGCUGGGACCACUGAACUCAGAAACACGGCAAGAGAUCAUAUUUGAAAUAUGGCUCAAAGUGACUUCCUCUACCCAGAGAACCCAAAAAGGCGGCAAGAAGUAAAUCGUCUUCACCAGGAGCUCCUUGACUGCUUAUCUGACAGCUUCCAUGCCACCAAUAAGCUGAUUGGCGUUUUAAAUACGCACUUAGGGUGCAGGCUGGCCUCCAUUGAAAUGAAAAGAGAUGCGACCAUCAAAGAAAACUGUGAUAUCAUCAUCCAAGCCAUGAUGAAGAUCCAAAAAGAAUUGCAAAAGGUUGAUGAAGCACUAAAAGAUAAACUAGAGCCAACCCUUUAUAGAAAACUUCAGGAUAUUAAGGAAAAAGAAACCGAGAAAAUUGCAAUAGUACAAAAGGUUAUUUCAGUCAUCCUGGGAGAAGCUACUUCUGCUGCCAGUGCAGUGGCUGUUAAACUCGUGGGCUCAAACAUCACAACUGGCAUAAUUAACAAGUUGGUCACUGUGUUAGCUCAAAUUGGUGCUUCUCUCCUCGGUAGCAUAGGAGUUGCUGUUCUUGGCCUUGGCAUAGAUAUGAUCUUCCGUGCCAUCCUGGGAGCAGUGGAGAAAACACAGCUUCAAGAAGCCAUCAAAAGUUAUGAGAAGCAUCUGGUGGAAUUCAAGUCAGCCUCAGAAAAAUAUCAUCAUGCCAUUAUUGAGGUCACCAACACAGUGAAACACCAAAUGAAAUAAACAGUUACUUUAUCUGCCUCUGGAAUAUUUUUCUGCUUCUUUCUCAAUAAUAGUGUUUCGCUACUUUGAUUAGGCUCAUUUUCCAUAAGCUUCCAAAUAGACAUAAAUACCAUAAACAACUCAGAAAGAGGACUCAAAAGAUGCUAAAACUAGAUGACUCUAGAGAGUCUUCUAUCAACGAUGAAUGCCUGGAUCAGUUGGUGCUAGACCCUGUGAGUAAAAGGUUACAUCCUGGUAUGUCUUCUCACUGUGCUCUACAGAUCAACAUUAGGGUGAAUGUUAUUGUAGAGCAGCAGGUGUAGGGGUUACCUUUUUCUUUUCUAAUUCCCAGUCAAAAUCCUUCAAAUCUGCAUUGAAUGCACAGACUUUCACUUCUACCACUAGCUCCGACAUCAUUUAGUUCUAAGAGACAUACUUAGUAACUUCUGCCCACAUGCAAACACUGAGCCUUCCAAUGGAAUAGAAAUACUACC